AUGUUUGGAGCUCAUGUGACUGCUCCUGUUAACAGUCCCCAUCUACGGAAGUCUGGAAGUAGACAACUGUUUUCGGACCUUGAGUCAAGUGAAAUGAAGGGUGCAAGCAGCACACCAUUGUCAACUGCUGCUAUGUUACCAUCUCCUGUUUUGCUCUGGAGGCUUAAGGUGAUGCUGUUCUUUUUAUGGGGAUUCAGCUGUUGCAAGAUUGGAUGGGAUUCUGUGAUGAGGAUGAGUUUGGACCUUCGAGAUCUUUUUCUUUAUGAGGCAUUUCUGUAUUAUAAUCCUCUUCUUCUUGUGACAGCUGCUGUUUGGUUUUGGGGUGCAAACUUAUGGGUUUUUGCUCAGUCUAAUGUUAAUUAUUCCAAGAUUUUUGACCUUGAUCAGAAUCAUCUCACUUAUAAAGAAAUAUGGAAGUGUGCCACAUGGAUGACAAUCAUUGUUCCAACAAGCAUGACUUCAUAUCUUUAUUUAUAUUCUCAUGGAGAAGUCUCAUGGGCUGCAUCUCAACCAGUACUUUUGUAUACAGCUGUUGCAAUUAUCCUGAUAUUCCCUUUCGAUAUAUUUUAUUUGUCAUCACGUUUCUUUUUAUUAAAGACACUUUGGAGAAUAGUCUUCCCAUAUCAGGCAAUAGCAUUUGCUGAUUUUUUCGUGGCUGAUAUAUUGACAUCUAUGUCAAAGGUUGCUUCAGAUUUGGAACGUUCUGUUUGUAGAAUGGUUCACAAGCAGGUUGCAACAAUUGCAUGGUUUGAAGCUGAUUCAGUCUGUGGGAGUCAUGCUAUUGCUAUCCCAAUUGUUCUUGUAUUGCCUUACAUUUUUCGUCUCUUUCAAUGCUUACGCCAAUACAAGGAUAACAGAGAAAAAACUUCUCUACUAAAUGCAUUGAAGUAUUCGACAGCUGUCCCUGUGAUUUUUCUUUCUGCAUUGAAGUAUCACGUGUUCCCUGACAGCUGGACCAACUUCUACCGCCCUCUCUGGCUACUCUCUGGCGUUGUGAAUUCCCUGUACUCAUUUUACUGGGACGUCACACGAGAUUGGGAUCUAAGCUGCUUUACUCGGAUCUUCAAGUUCACCAAACCUCAUAUUGUCUCACAAAUUAUUUAUGGACAAAAAUGGGUGUAUUUUUGGGUGAUUGGAAGCAAUUUGAUCCUACGGUGUACGUGGACUUACAAGCUAUCCGCGCAUCUUCGCCAUAAUCAUCUCACGGUUUUUGCAAUCACAACAUUGGAGAUUUUCAGAAGAUUCCAAUGGGCUUUUUUUCGUGUAGAAAACGAAUGGAAUAAAAUGAAUUCUUCCAAACAAAACAUUCAAAUGGGUGAUGUUUCGGGUGAAGAAGAAAAACUACUUAGCUUAAACAAUCACAAUGUAUAGACAUAUUUGCCAUCGUAUGAUUAUGAUCCAACAUUUGAGUUGUCUUUUUUCUUUAUUUUUACACUUAAUUGGUAAACUUUUGUUUGUAUUUUUGAUUUUGUUGUGUUGUUAGUGAGGGUAGAUGAUUUUUAUAGCUCUUAUAGUGAAAGUUGUUUUGAAUAUUCUAGCUUUCGUUUACUAUUGUUUUCAUGGUAAUCUUUGAAUUGGGAGUGGCUAGCCUUUUUGAGUUCAGGAUUUGCAUAAGGGCAAUUUGCAGAACAAUAAUGUGGUUAGGUAUAUUUUUUGAAAUCUAUAAUAACAAUGUCGCUAAUUGUGC
Molecule: messenger RNA, 1687 nt
Organism: Lactuca saligna
Lineage: Eukaryota; Viridiplantae; Streptophyta; Magnoliopsida; Asterales; Asteraceae
Source: the annotation of a GenBank genome assembly